UGCGCCUUUCGUGCACGAGACACUGCUGAUUCUGCUGAUUCUGCGAUCGACUGCCUUUUUUCCUUUUUCUUCUGCACUGUCCACCACACCAACCAACCACCAUCGUCAACCCCUUGCUUGCUCUCAUCAUCAGACCUGCCAACACCCGCACCGACACACCAACACACCAACACGAGCACUACCACCACCAAAGCCGAUGGUGGAAGAAGAUUCUAACCAACCAGCUGUGCCGCAGCAGCAACAUGCGGCGGAGCGAGACCUGCUGUACAAGGCGUUUGCGGAAGUGAGCGUGGCAUACACGGAUGUGACGGGCCAGUUUGGUGUUACACCGGCAUGCCCGUCAUGCAUUGACGUUUCCGCCCUCGUCAACUACGCCAUCAACCUCAACCUGGAGAAGCUCGGCGCGGAGUCCGCCGUGGACAUCAAGCCCGAGGAGGAGGAGGCUCUCCUGCACAAGGUGCAAUGGCUCCUGGUCGUCCAUUACGUGGAGAACAUUGUGGAGCAGUUCCACACCAACGGCGUGCCUUUCAACCUCAUCAUCUUUGAGAACAAGGCCGCCGCAGUGCCGAGCGCUCGGGCCGCACUGCACGCCGCAGUGCUCGCGCACCUCCAGCACAACACCGAGCUGAACGUGCAGGUGGUGCCCUCCCCGCACAGCGAGGCCUGGGCCCACUUUGUGGAGCUCAAGCUGCCCUCCAUGCUCAUCACAGAGUACCCAAAGACCAUGGACACAGAGUACCACACGCAGUGCUACGCCAACCUGUGGUGCCUCACCCACGACGCCGUCCCUGUCGUGCUCUUUGACCACAUGGAGAACCACAACCCGCGCUUCACGGGCUACCACCUCGACCCGCGCGCCCUCGACACCGUGGACGAGCAUCUCACGGAGGCCGUGCGCGUUCUCAUCAAAGAGAGUGUCCCGGCGGCCAACAUCGUCAUGCAGGACGUCGCGGAGCUGCACCGCCUCGUCCCCGACGGCGUCAACGCCGCCAAGACCAUCGCGCUUGCCGGCGCGCUUGCGGAGGCCGACCUGAAGUCGCCCGAGGAGCGGACCAUCGGCGCCCUCUUCUUCCUGCAAGGCCUCUUCACAGACGCCCUCAAGCUCGAGGACAUGUGCUUCCGCGGCGUCGUCCUGCCCACAGACGCCUCUAAGACCACCCAGGCAUGCCCUGCGAUCGUCACGCGCCUCAUUGAGCAGAUGCGCCUCUUCCCGCAGCACCAGGACGGCCUCGCCCCCACCCACUACGAUGGCAAGGUCCUCCACACCAUGCUGGCAUACGCCCACUUGCCCGGCAGCCAGCCGGCCACCAUUGGCAGCAUCGCAGCAACGUUCACCGUUGCUGACGAGCUCAAGGCCUGCGCAGGCCUCAUCAAGCAGCUGAACCUGGAGUGGCUGCUGCCCGACACUGCGCUCGCCGUGGAAGGGUGCGAUGCCGCUGUUGCCGCCUGGCGCGACACCCAGUCCGCGGUGCAGGCUGAGGCCGGCACCCAUGGCGGCGAUGCCGCCUUGGAGCUCCAUCCCGUGCGCCAGAACGCGCUGCUUGCAGACAUUCUCCUCGAUGAUGACCACACGGAGGACCUGCACACCCAGGACAGUCUUGCCAUUGAAAAGCUUCGCGGCAACGGCGCCACGGAGUGGGACGACGCGACCUUCCAGCGCGACCGGCCCAUGUAUGUGCGCUUUUCCAACGACGACGAGGAAGAGCUGACGGAGGAAGAGAUUGAGAAACUCAACCGCCACCAGCAGAACGAGGCCUUCCGUAACGCGGUGGAAGCGUACAUCAGGCUUGCGCGCAACCGCCGCCUCAUCCACGAGCGGGAUGCCCGCCCGCUGCUGGAGGAGGCCGUGCGUAAGGCCCCCGGUGCCUGGCAGAGGCGGUUGCGGAGCUGCCUCGACAGAAACCACUGGGCUGCCGCGCUGCCAGUGUGUUUGAAGGCACGAAAGGCAUUCGAUGCUGCACGCGCACGCCAGCGCCUCGCCGCCUUCAACACGAAAUUCGCCCAAACCCUGCUCGGACAACUCCAGCGCAUGAAUCUCGAUGCUGCUCCCCAGGAGAAGCAGAAGGCGCCCAAGACAGCUCACUGCGUCCGCGUGUUUGCACGCGAGAUUGUUGGGGGCCAGAAGCGGCUGGACGCGGUGAAGGCGACGCUGGCUGAACUGCGAGACAUGGCCAAGAAGGCCCGCACUGCCCGCACAGAGAAGUCCAUUGGCGACUGGUUCUUCAAGGAGAAGCGCCUCUUUGAGUAUGAUGGCAAGCCCGUGGAGGAGACGCUGAUGUACGAGGAGGACGUGCUGGGCAUUUCAAAGCCGGCGCCCAACGCCAAGCAGGCCAUUGCCGACUUCAAGAAGCUGCGGUACCGCGAGCAGCUGCGGGAAUACCGGGCAGAGGCCGCCGUCAUUGCCAUGGAGAUGCACCUGCUGCGGCUCGACUGCCACCUUGAAGAGGAGGAGAGCCGUGCUGAAGCAGGCACAGCCAAUGAAGAGGACACCAUGAACCAUCACGACUAUGACCCGUGCGUCCUGUCCAAGACGGACCACCUCACGGUCGCUGUCACCAACGCCCUGCUGGACCUGAUUGAGGAGAUGUGUGACACGUCCUCAAAGCUGCAUGAGCACGUGCUCAAGCUGCACCCGCGUGUGCUCAGCGCCAUGCUGCAGCUGCACUUUGAGGAGGAUGCAAAGAAGGUCCUCAAGCUCCUCCAGGCAAAGUUUGAUGUGACCACGACCCUUGAGGGCCUGGAAUCCUCGCGCGACCUCGGCAUUCCGUCCACAACACUCAUUGACUUCCAGCUUCGGGCCAUGGGCCCUUACUUUCAGCGGCCCAAGGGCAACCCAGACGAGAGGUCUCCCUUCUUUGAUCCUGAUGACUGGCAGGUUGAGCUGCUGGAUGCAGUUGAUGCGCGUCGCAGUGCCCUCAUCUCUGCCCCCACCUCCAGCGGCAAGACAUUCAUCUCCUUCUACGCCAUGGAGAAGGUGCUCCGUGCCCGCGCUGACCUUGACGAUCCAAAGACCAAGGCCGACGCAGACAAGCAGGUCAUUGUCUACGUCUCGCCAACCAAGGCUCUCGUCAACCAGACUGUCGCAGAGAUUGAGGGGCGCUACAGCAAGAAGAUGCCGCGUGGCCAAGUACUAGCGACUGCCUUCACCAAGGAAUUUGGCAUGGAAGAGUACAAGAGCUGCCAAGUCCUUGUGACAGUGCCGGAGUGCCUCGAGCACCUGCUGCUGAUGGCCGGUGAUGAAGGCUGGAAGCAUCGCAUCAAGUGGGUCAUCCUCGAUGAGGUACACAGCGUGUCCCUGAACGAGGGCUUCUUCUGGGAGCGCCUGCUCACCCUGAUUGACUGCCCGUUCCUCGCCCUCUCCGCCACAAUUGGCAACACGGAGAGCUUCAUUUCGUGGCUGGAGGCCCUGGAGCGCGAGCGCCUUGCCCGUCGUGGCGGCGACGUCACCCAGCCGCUGGUGAAGAUCCGCCACCACCUCCGCUGGAAUGACCUGGACACGUGGUGCUACGACCUCGACAACAGCCGCAUGGUCACCGUGAACCCGCUGGGCGUGCUGUCCCCGGCCAAGCUUGUCCUUGACGGCUUUCCCUCGGGCUGCCGCCUGCUGCCGGAGCACGCGUACGAGCUGUGGUCCAUUGCCAGCGAUAUUAUGAAGCAGCGCGAGUCCCUGCCUGCUGCCACGCGUGCUCUGCUGCAGCCGCUUGAUCCCAGCGCGUGGUUUGUCAAGCACCAGCCGCUUGCUGGCGAUGCCGAGCACGGCCUGUGCGGGCGCGUGCGUGUUAAGUCGUAUGCGGAGUACGAGGAACAGCUCAAGGCGAAGCUGACCGACCUUGCGCGCGAGGAUCGGGAGCUGCUGGAGGAGCUUGCUGCCGAGGUUGGCGACCGCAUUGAGCGCCCCUCCCGCAACAUGCUUGCCGACCGCGACCUGCAGGACGGCGCGCACCUGCUGUCGUUCCUGCGCCACAUGUGCAACGGGCCGGCGAACCGGCUGCCUGCGCUGCUGUUCCACCUGGACAUGGCCGGCAUUGACCGCAUCCUCGAGUCGCUGCACUUCGCCCUCUGCCGCGAGCAGGACGAGCACUACUACCUGCACGACGUCGUUGGGGGCAGCCACUCCCGCCUGAACGAAGCGCACGCCAAGCACCUACAGGAAGCGCGCGAGGCGGUGGACAGGUACAUGCAUGAGCUGAAGGAGGCCGUGCAGCACAUCACGGACGAGAAGAAGAGGGAGGAGGAGCUGCAGGCGCGCAUUGAUAAGGAGACUGACCGGCAGUUGGAGCGCCUGUGGGGAGAGACGUACGAGGAAAUGAACCGCAAGUGGCUGGAGCGAACCAAGGCUGCGGCUGAGGCCAAGGCGCGCGCCUACAUCAACCAGCUGAUUGCAGAUGGGCAGCUGCCCAGGAACGAGGCCGCCAUGCGCCAGCAGCUGGAGGACGACCACGUGAGUGCAGAGGUUGAUCGCCUGUCUGCCGAGCGCAUGCGCCCCUUCUGCCUGUCAGAGCUGCCCGUGUCACUAGAGGACCUCGCGGACGCCUUCCCCAAGAGCAACAAGCAGAAGAUGCAACGCAAGCUGGAGUCGUCUCUGUUCCACCAGGCGCUUCGCCGCGGCAUUGGCAUCCACUACCCGGAGCUGACCAAGGACCGCCGCCAGGCCGUCGAGCGCCUCUUCCGCGACCGCAAGCUCGCCGUCGUCAUCUCAACAGACACCCUUGCUCUUGGCAUCAGCAUGCCGUGCCGCUCUGUUGUGUUCUUGGGUGACAACCCUGCUCUGGAUUCCCUCAACUACCACCAGAUGUCUGGUCGCGCUGGCCGUCGUGGACAUGACAUCCGUGGGCAUGUUGUGUUCUAUGGUAUUUCCAAGCACAAGAUCCGCCGCCUCCUCUCAUCCCCUCUCCGCCAGAUGUUCCCCAACAUCCCGCUCGACUCUUCCACUGCGGUGCGAGCCAUGGCGCGCUUCCAGGAAGCCAAGGGCACGCUGAAGGAGAAGGAAGGGCUGAGCCUGCGCCGCCUGCUGCUGGAGCCGUACGCAACGCAGGACGCCGAGCGCCAGGCCAUGCUGCCCGUGUACAUGCGCGCACAGCUUGAGACGCUGCUGCGCCUGAACCUGUUGACGUUUGACACCAACCCGAAGCUGCUUGCUUACCGGGAGGCUAAGGCGGAAGAGCGGCGGCGGCUUCGAGAAGAGGGCGAGGCCGAGGAGGCGGCACUGCUCGCUGCUGAACGAGCGAAGGAAGAGGAGGAGAAAGCAAAGGAGGAAGAGGCACAGGAGGGAGAGGAGGUGCCUGACGACUGGGAAGCCCUGCUUGGUGGCGAUGAGGACGAUGAAGAUGACAAAGACGACGACGACACUGCGGAGUCGUGGGAGGCACUCGCGAACGAAGCGGAGGAAGGCGGUGAGUCCGCGGCCGAGCCAGAUGCGGAUGACGCACAGAGGGUCGAUGCCGACGAGGAGGAGGAGGAGCUGGAGCUGGAGGAAGCGGCCGACCCCGACGCUCCCCUUGCUUUUGCUGGCCCUGUUGUUGGCCGCAUCGGCAGCAUGGUGAGCUACCUGGCCUGCCACGACCCCAACAACGUGUGGAUGGCGUACCUCGUGCGCACGGGGGCCCUCAGCCAGUUUCUGUCUCCAACAACGGAGGCGGAGCGCCUGACCCACGACGAGCGCAGCGAUCGGCUGGAGCUCUUCCGAGCGAUUUUGCUGAGCAUGCCGCAGCCUCGCGUGCACCCGACAGAGGUGCACCACACGAAGCGCAUGUUCCCGGAUGCGCAGGACGUGUACCUGGUGCAGCCUGCGCUGUCCGACGCCCUGCACCAAGCCGCAGUCAACUUCCGCGCCCAGGUCUUGGACACGUUUGCCAGCAUCCUGCGCCUGCACGGCCUGCGUAAGGCUCCUGCUGGCGCUGGCGUUGGGCUGCCGCUCUCCAAGGACAAGGGCCAGGUAGGCGGCAGCAAAGGCCUGCCGAGCGAUCUGCAGGAGCUGAAGGUCUGCGACCCUCUCCGCCUGCCCACUGCUGCUGUGUCUGGUCGCGGCUUCGGCUACGACAGCGUGCGGGAGCUGCUGCUUGAGAUCCAGCGCCUUCCGGGCCUCUCGGCCGACAUUGUGCCCAUUCCCGCGUGUGUGGACGAGCGCCAACCGCAUCUCCUUGGCAUCAUGUACGACAUCUACCGCCGCGGCGACCUCAAGACGCUGCUGCCACAGGCCAAGCUGCACGCCAACACUUUCUACUCAUCUGCUGCUCUUUUCCACCACAACGCAAAGGUGCUUGUGGAGGCGCUUCGUCGUCGUGCUACGCCAACCACUGCGGCGACGACCGAUGCUGCUGCAGAGGAGGAACCUGGCGAGGCCACAGAGGACGCCAGCCGCGCCGCCACCGCCGAGCCGGCGACGGAGGGUGCCCGCCUUGUGGGCGACCUCAGCACCGUCGUCAACGACUUUUACGGUGCCCUCGAGCGCGUUGGCCUCAUCUGGAUCUAAUCCAACUCCCGCCGCUGACUCUGUGUGUGUGUGUGUGUAGUAUGCUUUGUGUGUGUCGUGUGUGUGUGUGUGUGUGUGUGUGUUGCUUGUCUCUUCUGCUUUGUCUCCUUCUUCUCCGUCCUGUUCGUUUCAUUCACCUCCUUCUUCUUGUUCGUCUUUGUGGCUUGUUCGAUUGUGAGGACGUGUCAGUUGCAGUGAUCGUUGUGUGUGGCAUGAUGAUAUGACAGCAGCAGCAUGCCUCGAGCAAAGAAGCUGCCUGCUGGCUGGUGGUGUUUGUGUUUGUUUGAUCUGCCAAUACAGUGACAUUUCGUGGAAGA
This is a messenger RNA of Salpingoeca rosetta, 6789 nucleotides long. RefSeq lists its product as uncharacterized. Gene Ontology annotation, molecular function: nucleic acid binding; ATP binding. Lineage: Eukaryota; Choanoflagellata; Craspedida; Salpingoecidae. The record is from RefSeq and is a predicted model, not a curated record. The coding region runs from base 197 to 6472 and encodes 2091 amino acids. Gene Ontology annotation, cellular component: cytoplasm. The transcript is spliced from 13 exons.